GUCCAGUUUCGAUUCUAAGUGUGUGGUUGCCUGAUCGUAGUUUAGUUACAGCUUGUCUAUGCUUUAAGUUCUUUACUUGUUCUAAAUAAUCAGAUUUGCUUACAUCCGUUUUAAAUAUAGAGUAGAAACUUUACUUUUUAUUGGUGUGAAUUAACUCCAGUUGGUGUCUUUAAAUUGUUUGAGAUGUGAUAUUUUAUUUUUUGUAAAUUAUUUUCAGUUUUUGGUAUAUGAUUGUUUUGGAUUGUUUUGUCAUGCGGUUGGUUUCGAAUGUCAAUAUAAUUAUGAAUGAUUUCAUCAACUGUCGACAUAAAAGAGGGUUUUGAUACAAGCGUGUCUAUAAUAAAUCCGUUUCAAUCGGGCCAAUUCAUGCAAAAAAAUUGGUUCUUACCAUUUACUAUUUUUUCCACCCCCUCCCCCCACAUAAGUAAAAAUAACGGGAAGACGAACCUUUUGUCAAAAUGGGACUUAAUGAUCCAUUAGUGUGCAAACUUCAGGUGUUUUUCCCGGAAAUCUCCCGGAAAAUUUCCGGUUGUUUUCGUCACGCAACGUCCCGUAAUAAUCGACAGCUGAGCGAGGCCCGACAACCAUAUGCCCACGGAGGCCGACUGAAUGCUUUCUUGAGAAAGCAUUGGCACCCGUUUCGCAAUUCUUUGGCACGCUUGUUAUUAUUAUUUGUACCUCUCUAUAUCGUGUUCUAUACAUACAGGCGAUCCGGCAGGUGUCCAGCUCCACAUGUGCUGUUAAAAAAGUGAAAGAUGAAUUUGAUUAAUUAUUUUAGGUUAGAUCAAAGAUUAUGUUUCAAGUUUGUUAGAGCACAAGCUGUGCUUGGCGGAGAAAUAUUUCUUCUUUCCUGUAUCCUUGAAACCAAGAUGCUCGUGAUUUUUGCCACGAAGCUUUAGCGCGAGCGACGGCCUCGCGCUUUUUCAAUCCAUUGAUCGCCGUUUCCCAUUGGUCGGCUGACAAUGACGUGCACUCCAUUGGGACCGGCGGCAGGCUGGACCGGCGGAAAACAUAACAGAAACGGCGCGCGCGUGACGAGAAGUUAUGGCUGGAGGCAAUUUGUUAUGCCUGUCUUACUUCUCCGCUGAUUUUGACGUUUUUUGAGUGUGUACAAUGGCAGGCUCCAGUCUAGAGGAAGGAGUUCAAAAGCAUCAAAAGGUUUACAGCUUUUUGAAGCGUGUACUGCCUCAAGAUCGCUACGAAGGAGUGCGUGUGAUCGAACCUUGUGUAGUUGUUGCAGAUGGUUUUAAAAAGAGUUUUCAAUUUGCGGUGCUGGGCGACGAAUUGCUUUAUAUCACGGAGAAUCCGCCUCGAACUUCCAAAGAUAUCAGGUUGAAAGUGGAUUUGGCUUGCGUUACAUCGAUCGAGUUGAUUCAUGAUGUUGCUGAUUUUCUCGGUGGAGAUUUAAAGACAAAGAACCAACAUAUUCUGCUUGUUUAUAAAAAGAUAAGUAAACAAACAUCAUCAAGCCAAUCCGUGACCAUUCCCAGGAGUGAAAACAGCUCAUCCACAAGGUUAGCUCUACAGGCAUCCAUCCUCAGUACAUCUCCAGUUGUAAGUCUUGAGGCCAUUGAACGAGGUGGUGGCAAAUCACCAGUUCUUCAUCCUAAAGCAUCAAUGGCUAGGGUUGAGAGUCAGCCUGCUACAACACGAUAUCUAGCGGUGCAAACGAACAGGCUUCACUUAAGUGCAUCAGAUCCCGAUCUUCGAAAUCUUAAGGAUGACCAUAGACAAUUGUAUUCAGGAUCGACGGGUGACAUGAAAGCAAACCUUAGUUCUCCAGUCAGCAGACGCCCUCUUCCACCUCCACCACCUGGGCAUGAAUCUCCAGUUACUCAGUCUAAUUCAAAAACAAGACUUAGGGCUGCAAGCCUUGACCAGGCACGUCGAAGAAAGAAGCCAUCAUCUCCACGACCAAAGAGGCAGAACAGUAACAAUGAGCAACGUGACUUGAACUGGAGCUCCAGUAGUAGUGAACUGGAGUUUUCAAAUAGUUUUCAGAGGCAAAGAUCUGCUGAUUUUUCUGGUCCGUAUAGGGCACCAUCACCUCGCAGAGAUCAUUACCGAAGUGACAGUAACGGGUCAAUGGAGAGUCUUGGAGAGUUGGACAAUUAUUCUGAUGAAGAAAUGAAUGACUCUGUGACCAAAAGAUUUGAAUUAACAGAACUUAAUUUAUACAUCCUCGCUGAAAAUUCACCAAUGUUUAUUUAUCUUAGAAGCACUUGGAAUAACUGCAUUUUGAAAUCUACUCUUCAUUUUGGAAAAAGGAGCUCAUCACCUACUUCACCCACAGGUUCUAACAAAGUCGACAACUCACAGUUAUUGCACUUGUUUAACCAGUUGAAGCAAGAAAUCUUACAAUCUCACAUCAUGGAAAAGAGCUUUGUUUUAAUUCAGGAACUUUUUACAGCAGCAGAAAAGAGCUUUAAUUUAAAGAAAUAUUUCUGGAAGUCCCCAGAUCUCUUCCUGUUCAUGGUUGGUCAACUUCAGCGAUAUAUGCCUCAGUCAUCCAACCGUUCAUCUCGAAAGAAAGGAAGCAACAGAGAAGAUGAACUAGACUAUGUUGUCGUACUAUUACAGACAUUUGUAUGCCUGUUUCGUGAGACUGACAUUUUAUCUACACAAUUGACGGUCAUCAAAGCAAACAAGGGGCAGGCAAUCAAGGACCUUCUGAGGACCACAGUGAUUCAUCCCUUAACCACAGCACAGAAAGCUGCUGCAGCCACUAUCUCCCCUGCAGCACAGCUCUUGUUGUCAGGGGCUGACAGAGGCAUGUUCAUUGUUGGUGGUGGGGAUGAAGAGACUGAUAAAUUAUUGAAAGAAAUUUUGGACAGUGCUACAUCCCUUUUGUUUGAACUGAUUUGUGUUGUCCAUCAGGCCAAUUGCUUCUCAGUGGAGGAUAAUGUUCUAAACAUUUUUUGGCUGAUGAAGAUCGUGGAAUCUCAAGAACAAACAAAAGCUUUCGUGGAGCGAGUCAUGGAGCGGUUGACUUCUUUAGUGUCCUCUUCUGGUAAAUAUCUCUCUCCAGCCGAUGCUGUUCUUCUUUACCGCCAGCUCUACGUGCUCAAGAAUUUCCUGGAGUAUGGCACAGUGGUAGCUAAUCAGAUCCGAGUUGGAUAUGCUGAAGAAUUCAGAUAUUACAUUAGAAAGCCAAUUGUGAAAAAGAAACUGUCAUCAGAGUUUCCUCUCACAAGCCCCACCAUAGAACUCCUGGAGAAAGUUACAGAUUAUGUGUUAAACAAGACAAUAACACAGCAACCAUCAUUUAGAUAGCAUCUGCAGAUACUUGUAGUCUUCAAUGUAAAAUUGCAAUUAGAUUAUUUACCACAAUGAUAUCACUUUGUAGAAUAACUGUUAUCUGGUAUUAGAUGCUUGGGCAUUUAUUUGAAACUCACCUUUGCUUUGGCUUUGAAUUAUGUAACUGGACUCGCUUGUACACUUUCUCCUGCAUUUUGUGCCCUGAAUUGUAGACCUGUUGAGCUCUUUUCAAUUGAGUAUCAAAAACCCAAAACCAAAUUGAUUACAGCCGAUCACCUUUAGGAACGGCAUCAAGUGCAGGGAAAAGUGUAUGAACGAAUCACAAUUAAAUUGAUUUUGAUUUUUCUUCUGAUUGGAUGAGAGAGUUUCGUGAGAUUUUAAAACCAAUCAAAAAGUCUCUGUUGUGGCAGUGCAAAACUAAAGCAAAUGAGAAUUAAGUUUGAUGCUCAAGUGAUUAAGUGAAAAGCACUCUCGCUGUUAUUUAAAGCUUUUCUACUGAAAUAUGUCUGUAGCUUUUUAGUAAGUUAUUUUCUACAGCUAGGUUAAAAUAUUUAUGACAUAUUUAACAAAUUUUCAUCUCAAUACUGUGGAGCAGGCAUAAUUUAAUGAAAUAAAUAUUUGUGAAAUGUCUUCACUUAAAACAAGAGUAUUUAAAUUUUUUAGAUCUCCUACAGGAUGCAUUAUUUGCAUUUAAUAAAAGAUAUUUUGAACAACA
This is a messenger RNA of Orbicella faveolata, 3973 nucleotides long. RefSeq lists its product as uncharacterized. NCBI's taxonomy places the organism in Eukaryota, Metazoa, Cnidaria, Anthozoa, Scleractinia, Merulinidae. The record is from RefSeq and is a predicted model, not a curated record.